GCCAGCCAUGCUUUCUCCGGUCUCUCCUCCUACUCCCUCCCCCCUUGAAUCCAGUCCUGGUUUCCCAGAAGCCAGCCUCCCUUUCCUCUUUGCCCCUCCCCCCUCCGCCCUGCAGGUGGCGACUUGGGGUGGUGGUGUCAGCUGGUCAUCAACCCAAGCUGGCCCAGUCCGGGCGACUCCAGAUCUCGCUGCUGCCCGACCCAGGUAGGACUCCAGAAGCUGGGGAGGCGGGCAGGGUACAGCUGGCAGCCUCCCGGAGGACAAUGCACCCAGCUCUUAGCCAUCCCCGCUCGGUCUCUGUCUUGUCCUGGUCCAGCUCCGUCCUGCCGCUCCCAGCCGCCACCGGGUCGCAGCCCUUCUUUCUCCAGGGGGGUUUCCCUCGUGGCGGGAGAGGCUCCGGCGACAGCAACACCAGCACCAGCGCCAGUACCAGCGUGGGGGAAAGCCGCGGCGGGAGCAGCGGUUCCCCCAGCUGCAGCACCGGCGCAGAGCGGGAGGACAACGACAACCAGAGCGUCAGUAUAAGCAAACCACUGGUUCCCACUGCCGCCACUGCUGGGAUCGCGGGACCCCUAGCCCCAAACGCUGACCCAGCAGCGCGUGUGGCUUUCUCCUCCUCGGCCGCCACCCCCUCCUCCACGCCCACCUACUCCUGCAAAAUGACAGCAGCGGACGUCAGUGGGAGUGCUGCCAGGGGCAUCUUCAGUGGGGGUGCUGCCGGGAGUGUUGGGGGCCCCGGGGCCCGCUUGGCUGGUGGCGCAGGGACCAGCAGCGGCGCCUCCUGCUGUUCGUGCUGCUGCUGGUGUAGCCACAAGGCCCUGGCACCGCCAGACUACAGAGGCCAGCAUCACAGUGGCGGCUGCGCCCCUAGUUCGGGGUGUCGUUGGGGCUACCAGGCACUGUCCGUGGUGCUGCUUUUGGCACAGGGAGGGCUACUAGACCUGUACCUCAUCGCAGUCACCGACCUGUACUGGUGUUCCUGGAUUGCCACCGACCUGGUGGUGGUGGUGGGCUGGGCCAUCUUCUUCGCCAAGAACAGCCAGGGCCGUCGGGGCAGUGCUGGGAGCCAUCACCAGCACCACAAUCAUGCCUCGCCGCCCCUGCACCUGCCCGCUGCUUCCAUUGGGGCUGCAGCAGGGACCAAGGCUCACAGUGGCCACAGGGACUCCGGAGGUCCAGGGGGUGGUUUAGGGGCGGCUGAGGCGGUGGGCGAGUUUGCCUUCGCCUACCUGGCCUGGCUCAUCUACUCCAUCGCCUUCACGCCGAAGGUGGUGCUCAUCUUGGGCACGUCCAUCCUGGACCUCAUUGAGCUGCACGCACCCCUGGGCACCACAGGCUUCCGCCUUACUAUGGCGCUGUCGGUGCCUCUGCUCUACAGCUUGGUGCGGGCCAUCAGCGAGGUGGGCACUCCCCUGAGUUCAACAGGCCCCUUGAUCCUGCAGCCCCAGCAACACCGCGCCUCGGGAUGUUUCCUAGGCACGUGUCUGGAUCUGCUUGACAGCUUCACCCUAGUGGAGCUGAUGUUGGAAGGCCGCGUGCCACUCCCCACACACCUUCGUUACCUGCUCAUCAUAGUUUACUUCCUCACCCUCUCCUCGCCCGUGCUUUGGCUGUAUGAACUCAACGCGGCAGCAGCCUCAGCCGCAGCUUUGUCCUGGGACCAGACUCCUGGACCUGGCAGCUGCAGCCGCCUUCUGCGCCUACUGGGCGGCUGCCUGGUGGACGUGCCCUUGCUGGCGCUGCGCUGCCUCCUGGUGGUGAGCUACCAGCAGCCCCUCUCCAUUUUCAUGCUCAAGAAUCUCUUCUUCCUUGGAUGCCGUGGCCUGGAGGCCCUAGAAGGCUGUUGGGACCCUGGAAGUCCAGCUUCUUCCAGUCGGGCUUCUUCCAAUCGGGCCCGAGGGUGCUACGGCGCUCCACCCUCUGCCCCGCCUCCACUGCCACCUCUACCACCACCUCAGGGAGGCUCUCAGCUGAGUCACUGUAUCACAGAGAACAAUGAGGCAGGGGCCAUGGCUAUGUCAACACCCUAGAUGUGGCCUCACAGAAUUAAGGGGAAUAACGGAGGUGGGGCUUGCUUUUCAGUUGAGAGACCUCAGCUCCCUUGUCCUCUAACCUUCUCUCACCCAGGUUACAUCAAGAUUUGUUUAGAAGAGGUAACUGUUGUCCAGCCCAUGUGGCUCUAGUGGUUGAGCGUGGACCUAUGAACCAGGGAGUCACGGUUUGAUCCCCCAUCGGGGCACAUGUCC
Messenger RNA from Myotis davidii, 2246 nucleotides. RefSeq names its product cat eye syndrome chromosome region, candidate 6 (gene TMEM121B). The transcript has a single exon. NCBI's taxonomy places the organism in Eukaryota, Metazoa, Chordata, Mammalia, Chiroptera, Vespertilionidae. Bases 264 to 2030 code for a protein of 588 amino acids. The record is from RefSeq and is a predicted model, not a curated record.